Messenger RNA from Penicillium brevicompactum, 1206 nucleotides. RefSeq lists its product as uncharacterized. Bases 1 to 1206 code for a protein of 401 amino acids. Gene Ontology annotation, molecular function: dioxygenase activity. The record is from RefSeq and is a predicted model, not a curated record. Lineage: Eukaryota; Fungi; Ascomycota; Eurotiomycetes; Eurotiales; Aspergillaceae. The transcript is spliced from 4 exons.
AUGGCACCCUCAGCCCCCUUCAACCCUCCAUCUGCCGACCUUGCUGGCAAGCCCUUUGUGCCAACAUGGGUUCCUCCUCCAGUCACUCAGCAAAAGGAGAACUUUGCCGAGCUCAGCUCCAUUGAUCUCUCUUUGAUGGACUCAGAAGACCCUGCGGUUGUUGAAAAGCUUGUGCAGCAGGUCAAGGUGGCUAUUCGUGAUGAUGGCUUCUUGUUCCUUGAGAACUACGGAAUCUCCCUAGAACAGCUUCACCGCCAAUUCUCCCUCGCCCAAUAUCUAUACCACAACAUCAGCGAAGAGGACAAGGAGCGCCUUCUUUUCAACCCAGAGACCGGCGAAUGGUCCGGGUACAAGCACCCAUUCGGAUUCAAGCGUAACCGUGGACCCGAAGAUGGCAUCGAGCAGUUCAACUGGUACAAGCCUGACUGGAGCGACAUCAACCGUGUGCCUUCAUGCCUGCACCCCUUCAUGGACGAGAUCGAGGAGUUCUGCAACUACCUGACGAAGUCCGUGAACCGACGUCUCCUCACACUCUUCUCUCGCGUCCUCGAAUUGCCCGAUGAUUACCUUUGGGACAACGUUCAGUCCCACGGUAGCCCUACUGGCGAGGGAUACUUCCGCCACGCACUUUUCCGUCCCGUUCAGAAGAAGACCCAAGAAGCUUCCAAGGGCCUGCGCAUGCACGGCCACACCGACUUCGGUCUGACUACACUUCUGUUCUCUGUUCCCAUCUCAUGUCUCCAGAUCUGGGGCCGUGAUGAGAAAUGGUACUACGUGCCUUACAAGCCCGGUGCUCUUGUCAUUAACAUUGGUGAUACUUUGGAGAUUGUUUCCGGUGGUCACUUCAAGGCUACUCGUCACCGUGUCUACAAGCCCCCUGUUGAUCAGCUGGAUCAGGAGCGUCUCUCAUUGGUGCUGUUCAACAGCUCUCUUGGUGAUUUACGCAUGGGCCCUGCUACAUCUUCACCUCUUAUCCAACGAGAAGGAUGCAUCGAGGAGCAAGGUGUUUACAAGGAGUUCAAGAACCUCACUUCUCAAGGAAAGCUGGUUCCCACCAACAAGCAAUGGCGCGAGAUUCAGAUCGCCACUGCUACCGACCCUACCGACCAGGUUCGCAACAGUGUUGGUGCCGACCAAGUCCUUAUUGAUGGCAAGAUUAUGCACCAGCGAGAGUACAUGGGUGUGAAGGUUGUUUUGCCCGUUUAA